AUGCCAGUUCCUCCCAGUUGCUCCCAGUGGUUCCCAGUCCCUUCCCAGUUUGUCCCAGUUGCUCCCAGUUCACCCCAGUUCAUCCCAGUUUGUCCCAGUCCCUUUGUCCCAGUUGGUUCCGUUCCGCAAUUUCAAGAUCAUUUACCGUCGCUACGCCGGCCUCGGGUGCUGCUGCUCCCAUUUUUCUCCAUCCCAGUUGCUCCCAGUCCAUCCCAGUCCCUCCCAGUCCAUCCCAGUUGCUCCCAGUCCAUCCCAGUCCCUCCCAGUUUACCCCACACCCCUCCCAGUCCCUCCCAGUAACUCCCAGUGUUCCCAGUUCCGCAAUUUCAAGAUCAUUUACCGUCGCUACGCCGGCCUCCAGUGCCCUCCCAGUCCCUCCCAGUCCCUCCC
Zonotrichia leucophrys gambelii is the source of this 390-nucleotide messenger RNA. RefSeq lists its product as uncharacterized. Lineage: Eukaryota; Metazoa; Chordata; Aves; Passeriformes; Passerellidae. The transcript is spliced from 4 exons. The coding region runs from base 1 to 300 and encodes 99 amino acids. The record is from RefSeq and is a predicted model, not a curated record.